Molecule: messenger RNA, 1832 nt
Organism: Lucilia cuprina (Australian sheep blowfly)
Lineage: Eukaryota; Metazoa; Arthropoda; Insecta; Diptera; Calliphoridae
Gene: GIIIspla2
Product: group 3 secretory phospholipase A2
Exons: 2
Coding region: 352-1260 (302 amino acids)
Biological process (GO): phospholipid metabolic process; arachidonate secretion
Molecular function (GO): A2-type glycerophospholipase activity
Source: RefSeq, a predicted model, not a curated record
ACGCUAAUUUUAACACACUGAAAGUAAUAUUUUUGGUCGUUUAUAUAAAUUGAACCAUCGAAUGAUAGCCAGGGACAGUCUAUAAUUGAACGUGAACGUGAGAACGUGAGAAAAUUAAAAAAACAAAGAAUAUAUACGUUUUAACGCACUACAGUGAAGGAAGUGUAUUGAAGUGUUUUUAUAGGCAAACACUUAAGUGGUGCUAAUAAAGCAAUUAAAAACAUACAAGAACAAUAAAAAACAUUGAUAUAAUAAAUAACGGUUAAAAAAAAUAUUUGAAUUUAUUCUAAAAAAAAUACUAAAGUUUUAAAAGAAUUCGGAUUUGAAAUAAAAAAAGAAAAUCAUUUAAAAAUGAAGAAAUUUUUAAAUUUAUUAAUAAUCGUUACAAUUUACAUAUCCUGGGUAUGGACAAUAUAUGUUCCAGAACAUACCGAUAACAAACAAAUAAAUGAGAAGCAAUUUGGUAUUGAAAAACCAUUAGGAAAGAUUUUACAGACAAUUGAAGAUAGAUAUGUGCUUAAAUUAAAUAAUAUUAAUAAUAAUGACGCUGAUGUUGAUGAUGGCCAACAACAAAUUGUAUUUAAUGCACAGCAGGCAAAAAAUGCACACCAAUUCAAACUCAUACCAACGCAACAAAAAUCAUACGAUAUCGAUGAUGACGUCGUGGUAAGUGCAAAAAAACGCACAAACCUUAUGCAUGAGAAGAAUUUGGAGGCACAACCAACUGGUUUAGUAGCAGUAGCAGCAGCAGCAGAACAAAAUACACAUAAUAAUGACGUAUUGACAACAGAGGAGAAAUAUAACACGGAAGACGACUCAUUAGAAACCCCUACACACUCACGCCAGAAGCGUCAAUUGUCGGACUUCUUAAUUGCCCCCAAUACACGCUGGUGUGGUCGUGGUAAUACGGCUAAUGGUACCUAUAAUCAUUUGGGUGGUGCCUCUAUGGCUGAUAAAUGCUGUCGUACCCAUGAUCAUUGUAAAGUCUAUAUACCAGCCAUGAGUAAUCGUUUUGAUCUUUUCAAUUAUCGUCCCUAUACUUUGUCGCAUUGUAAUUGUGAUCGUCGUUUUCGCACCUGUCUAAAAAUGGCCAGUGAUGAAGAUGCCAAUACUAUAGGCAAACUAUUCUUUAACCUAGUACAAACUCAAUGUUUUGUUUUGGUCAAAGAGGUGGUGUGUCAGCAGCGUGCCAAGGAUGGUACUUGUCUAAAAGAGCAUGUUAAGCAGAAGGCUUAUUUGAGAAAUAAUAAAAAGUAUUAAGAGGGUGAAGGAAACAAGAUAAUAACGCUUCCAUGAAGUGUCUAACUGAACAAAUUCUCAAGUCUUAUUAAAACCUCAUUUAUUUUUUUUUUUUCUUAAUAAUAUUAUCAAUAAGUUAUAACUAAAGAAAGAAAAGCAAAAAACAAAAUAGUUUCCUAUAAUUUGUAAAACAAAAAAGUACUUAAACACGUUUAAAACUAACUCAAACACCUACACAACUGGCUAUAGGGUAUUAAACUCAUCGGCUGUUUUUGUUUACAAUUGUUUUUUUCAACGCCGCUGCUAAUUGGUUAAAUUUUCAAUUGUAUUAAAUAUUUCUAAUGUUGCCUGCAAAUUAAGGCCAAUAUAUAGAAAUUAUAUUAUUAAGCUAUAAGGUUUAACACCAACAUGAACUAAAUGCUGGUCUAAACAAAAAUAAAAAAUAAGCUGAAAAUUUGUCUAAUUAAUAAUAAUGUAAUUAUGUUUUUUUAGAAAUAGUUUUAUAUUUAUAAUUUUAUCAAAAAAUAUUAGCACUGACAAUGAGAAUAUUUUAGCUGUAAUACUUAACUGAUAAGCUUUAUUUUUAAUUUAAU